AUUCCUACAUGAGCACAAGCAGCAGACUUCUUGCAUACAAACUGAUUUCCUUUCAGCUAAAGGACUUUCCAAACCUCUUUUUUUUUUUUAGAUUCCCAUUACUGUUAGUCAUAUCUGUGACUGCUCGGCAAGAAGAGGAAUAUCUAUAUUCUCUGCAGGUAAUCCUUCUGCAUCUUCCAGGACAACUCAUCUAAUGAAAUGAUGAACAAUGAAACAACAAAGCUUUACAUUUGCUACAUAACUUUAUCUGACAGACUUGAUUCAUCAUUUAUGCUAAGGAAUUAAACCAUUUGUGCAGUAUGUUCUACAAGGAGGGCUUCAUAAUGGCUAACAUUCAACAAACUAUUGUUACAGUGGUACUGGACCCAAGGAAGAAGUAGUUUUAGAGAUUUACAUACAGUGCAUUUAUAAUAAUGAGUAAACAGUCUGGAUAAUUCUAAAGGAAUGUGCUGAAUGAAUAGAAAAAGAUCCAAAAUCACAUUCAUAUGAUUGAGGUAAAAUAAUGCAAAGAGACAAAGAAAAGUUAGCAUUACUCAAGAAUCUACAAUCAAUAUACCAUAGAAAGUAUCUGCAUAAAAAGGUAAACCUGAAAACGACGUUGUUAUUCGUCAAACCUAUACUUUAACUAGGAUUUCACUUUUAUGCUGCUAAAACAAAUUACUUCAGUGUAGUUUAUAUGAAAACAUCAAAAACAUUACAAGGCUUUGUCUGGAAAUACAGAAGAAAACUAGUUCAACAAUGGCCGCUGCCGAUAACCACUCUAAGGACGUUAUAAACACAGGACAGCAUUUCCAACUACAGUGACCUACUGCAAUGGGUCGCAAAGAAGCGAGUUCACUACCAAACGUACCCUGCAACUCAAUGGAACAACAAACAAUGAAAGUGCGUCCUGUGCUCUUAAAACGAAAAAGCUUUGACAUUUCAGAUCCUACAAAACAAACCAACCACCGUAAGAACAAAUCCCAGCAAGUCAGAUUUAAGGAGGACAGCACAAGCCAAGAGGCACCAGACUUUGUGGCAUCAGAUACAAAGCCCUGUGACAACAUCUUGCUGGUCAAUGGAAAGGCUGAAAAAUCCCAAACCAGAUCAAUGUGUUUGCUUGGUUAUCCUCAUUCUCAGAAAGGACUUCAAAACAUUGCUAUACAGACAUCUCCUAGUCUCAGGAAACAAUUUCCAAACUUUAAGGCAAAAAAAGCAACUGCAGCUAGGUCUAAGGGCAUAUUAUCCAGAGAAUCAAGCUGUGCCCAGGUUAAUGGUGAACUAUCAGAUGAUGACAUAGCUACUCAGAUAUCUCGUCUUAAACUAAAUGACCAAUUUGAAGAGCGCCUAAAAUGGGUUAGAAGGUCUUCUCUGUUAUUACACACUGUACCUAAAGCACAAAGUAAUGGACCUACAAGUGACUGCUCAGGUCUUGAAAUGCUUGAACAGGCCAAUGUCUCAAUCCAAGUACCAGAUAACUCAAUAAAGGUGACAGAAAAGUCCAAUACUGAUCUACAAAUGUAUAAAGCGUCUGAAAUUCCUGUUGAAUGUUCUUUAAAAAGUGACUUAAACAUCUUACAACCUUCACAUGUGUGUGAGGAACAGGUCAACACAUGUGACGAUGCAAGACAAAAUGAGUUGUUACCAAAAAAAACAAACGUUGAAUGUAAAAAGAUUUUAACUUUAUCCCCAUCUUUUAAUAGCAAUCUAUCAUACUGCUUCCACUCAGAACACCAGCAGACUGACAAAUUAGAAACAUUUCACGAUUCUGCUUCUCAACCUAAUGACAGUCGUGAACUAACAUCGUCCCCAAAUCUGGAGGAAUUACAAGCUAAAGAAACUGAUAAGACUGGAUCACAGAAAAACACGACAGAGACCACUGACUGCACAGACGCAAGUACGUCUAGACAGCCAAAGACUGGUAUACAACAAGGGGCGAGUAAUGAUGGCAAACUGACAAACCCCGUACACAAUCCACAUGGCAAGUUUUGUUCUCUGCAGGGUAAACUACAAAACGUAGAGGAAUCCUUACAGUCAAACCAAGAGAAGAUUAAGAUCCUGUUGAAUGUAAUUCAAGACUUGGAAAAGGCUAGAGCAUUCAGUGAAGGGCGCAUCUUCUAUCGAACUGGACAAGACCUAAACAACUGUAGCACUUGUCAGAGCACAGCAUGUAUAAUUUACAGUGUAGAAUAUGACUUCAGACAACAGGAAGGGAGAUUCCUGCACAUUCUAAAGAAACUGGAUAAGAUGGAACCAAGGCCUGUUCUGACUCCUGCUCCAAAGCCAGAACCAGAAAUUGUCAUUACUGAAAGACAGGAAGUGCGGAAAAAAACGAAGAAAGUAAAGAAAAAAUGUUUCUGGUGGAUCUGACAUUACAUAUGGUAUAAGACCACUAUAACCAAUACUGUGUGCUCAUAAACAUAGUGGUGCCUAUGGUCUUAAUCCUGUAUGAAAUAAAAUACAUACUGUACGUUUUUCACAUGUAACCAUAUAAAAUGAAGAUCUUAUGUAUAAAAAGCUUUUUAUAAGGUGUAAAUACUUUUAUAUCAGAUUGUACAUGUGACUUAAAUAUUAACAAUAUUUAAGAUAAUAUUUUUUUUUUUUUUUUAAUGCUUCACUGGAAAUCAGUUUUCUGCCCCUUACUUUAAAUAAAAUAUAGUUUAUUACCACAAAAUUGAUAUUUAAAGAUUGUUACAGUUUAUUCUUUAAGGGUGAUUUACGUGUGUACUGUGGCCUUCUGCAGUAUGAUCGCAUUAAACAAUUUUCAUGACAUUUAAAGUUUCCAACAAAAGCCCUUCAUUCAGUUUCUGCAAUUCAUUCUUAAAGGGGUACUCCGGCCAAAGAAUAGGGGAUAAGAUGCCUGAUUGCGGGGGUCCCGCUGCUGGGGACCCCUGCAAUCUUUCAUGCAGCACCCCGCUAUCAUCAGCCUCCGGAGUAUGGUGACUUCACGGCUCCGCCCCCCGUGUAAUGUCACGCUCUGCCCCCUCAAUGCAAGCUUAUGGGAGGGGGCGUGGUGUCUGUUGAGGGGGCAGAGCGUGAUGUCACACGGGGGCAGAGCUGUGACGUCACAAUACUCCGGCACCAUGAUCGUGAUUCAUCAGACCAAGAGCGAUGUUCGCUCUGGAGGCUGAUGAUAGAGGGGUGCUGCAUGAAAGAUUGCGGGGGUCCCCAACGGCAGGACCCCGUGAUCAGGCAUCUUAUCCCCUAUUCUUUGGAUAGGGGAUAAUAUGUCUUAGGGCCGGAGUACCCCUUUAAAGUGUUACUGUUGUUAGAAACUAUUUUUUUUAAUACUUCCUUAAAAACCAAGCAUUUACCUAAUAUACUUUAUAAAAAAUGUGAUUGCUAAAGAUGUUAAAAAUAAAAUCAAAGGGUCCUUCAGACCAAGAGCUG
Hyla sarda is the source of this 3369-nucleotide messenger RNA. RefSeq names its product inhibitory synaptic factor family member 2B (gene INSYN2B). The record is from RefSeq and is a predicted model, not a curated record. The transcript has 4 exons. Gene Ontology annotation, cellular component: postsynaptic density. Lineage: Eukaryota; Metazoa; Chordata; Amphibia; Anura; Hylidae. The coding region runs from base 814 to 2349 and encodes 511 amino acids. Gene Ontology annotation, biological process: inhibitory postsynaptic potential.